AUGUUCCUUGACACUUCGUGGACUAUAUAUGGUGACAGGAAGAUGAGACGUCUGGCACGGUCAUCAAGAAACGUGUUAUGGAUUUCGGUGCCAUUUUUGCCGCGUGUGCAUUCCUUCUCCUCUUCCUCGUCCUUCUACUGGGUUAUGUAUUAUAUAAGUGAUGCCCUGUUUAACUCCUCUUGCUUCUUUUGGGGCUCUGAUAGUGAGAGGUAA
This is a messenger RNA of Dovyalis caffra, 213 nucleotides long. NCBI's taxonomy places the organism in Eukaryota, Viridiplantae, Streptophyta, Magnoliopsida, Malpighiales, Salicaceae. The record is from the annotation of a GenBank genome assembly.